Molecule: messenger RNA, 2150 nt
Organism: Dama dama (fallow deer)
Lineage: Eukaryota; Metazoa; Chordata; Mammalia; Artiodactyla; Cervidae
Gene: METTL5
Product: methyltransferase 5, N6-adenosine
Exons: 5
Coding region: 329-853 (174 amino acids)
Biological process (GO): rRNA methylation
Molecular function (GO): nucleic acid binding; rRNA (adenine-N6-)-methyltransferase activity
Source: RefSeq, a predicted model, not a curated record
GUGUGCGCGUGCGUGACGGCCCUUCCGGCCCGGGCAGAGGCGAAGCAGCUUCUGGAUGUGAGGGAACUUGACGUGUGGAUCCCUCGGCGACUCCAGUCGUGUAACCGUGCGGGUUACCUUGUAGGCGGGUUGAAGCCUGGCCGCGGCCUCCACCCGCCGCUGGCGCUAGGAGGAGAGCGGGAACCCCCUGGGCUGGGUGUCCUCAGCUUGGCCCUCAGCCAGCGGCGCUGAAAAAGAUACGGGGGAUAGGAGUUGGUGGGGAGAUGCAGGCGAAGUAGGUUUCUCUACAGAUCCAGCGCCUUUAAACCCUGCGCACACUUUUUUAAAAAUGAAGAAAUUAAGGCUUAAGGAACUAGAGAGUCGCCUGCAACAAGUGGAUGGAUUCGAAAAGCCCAAGCUCCUUCUAGAACAGUAUCCAACCAGGCCGCACAUUGCAGCAUGUAUGCUCUAUACAAUCCAUAAUACAUAUGAUGACAUUGAAAAUAAAGUGGUUGCAGAUCUAGGAUGUGGCUGUGGAGUGCUUAGCAUUGGAACCGCAAUGCUAGGAGCAGGGUUGUGUGUUGGAUUUGACAUAGAUGAAGAUGCAUUGGAAAUAUUUAAUAGGAAUGUAGAAGAGUUUGAGUUAACAAAUGUAGAUAUGGUUCAAUGUGAUGUAUGCUCAUUAUCUAACAGAAUGCCCAAAUCAUUUGAUACAGUAAUUAUGAAUCCUCCUUUUGGGACCAAAAAUAAUAAAGGGACAGAUAUGGCAUUUCUGAAGACUGCUUUGGAAAUGGCAAGAACAGCAGUAUAUUCUCUACACAAAUCCUCAACUAGAGAAGAGGCAGCAGUAUCAGCAUUGUCUUGGCUGGCCUAAUAGAAUUUUAAGUGAAUAUCUCUUGGAGUUGGUGAUGGACAAGGAAGCCUGGCGUGCUGCAGUCCAUCAGGUCGCAAAGAAUUGGACAUGACUGAGUGACUGAACUGAACUGAAGCAAAUAUCUACUUAAGUACAGUUUUCUAUUUUAGCAAUGCAGAAGUAUUUCCAUUAGCAGAGUAACUAGUUUGAGAAAUUAAUCUGGUGUGUGUUGUGCAUAUUGUGAAGAUGUGAUGAACUUCUAAUAUUAAACAGUCCUUAGAUUAUGCUGUAGAUACAUCUGCUAUAAGCCUUGUGAUAAUUUUGCUUAAGCAUUCUAUUGUAACUAGUAACAUUAUCAUUGACGCUUAUUUCAGACAGACCCCUUAACUAUAGACCCUUGUCUCUUUUAAGUACUUGGCCCUCUAUUCAUAAUAUAGGUGCAUUUGAUACAACUUUUUGAUAGAAAAUUUGAUAUAAAGCAUGUCCUGGCAGACUUAUACAAUUUACUGAAAAUUUCUACUGGCACCCAAGUUAUUUGUUCUUUCCAGGCUCAGACAGAACCUUACAUAUCAUCACAGUGACUCCAAUAUGCUGCUGCUGCUAAGUUGCUUCAGUCGUGUUUGACUCUGUGCGACCCCAUAGACGGCAGCCCACUAGGCUCCUCUGUCCCUGGGACUCUCCAAUAAGCUAGACGACUCUAAAAGUUGUUGCCUUAUCUUCUUUCAUUAGGCAUUAUGAGAACUCAAGUUCUUGGCUCAUAGUUAAAUAUGUGAACCUCAAAUUUAGGGAGAUGUAAAUAGCUAAAACCAGCAUUUAGUACUUAUUUUUUGUGCCACCACAGUUCAAAGCACUUUUCACCAGUCUGUAACAAUUUGAUGAGAUACCAUUACUAUCUUCAUUUAACAGAUGAGGGAACUGAGGCACAGAAAGCACAAUUUGCUCAGGGUUACAUAGCUAACAGAGCUUCAGUUCAAAUGCAGGGUGUGAUUCCAGAAACUAUGUCCUGGUUAUGUCUCUACCAUACUGCCACUGAAUUGCCCUUGGACACAGAUCUCUGCUGGUUUCUGGGAGAGCUGUGUAUUUAUCUUUAAUAUUUUUAUGCACAUCAAAGUCCAUCAAACGACUUCUGAAAUAACAGCUUUGUUACUUAAAUUAUAGUUUAGUUCAGAUUAUUAAAUGGCUUGGCUUCUUACUAAAAUACUAUCCAUCCAGUUGAAAAAAAUUUUAAAGGUCUAAAUUCUAAUGAAAUUUUAAAAGCUUGAAAACUUACAAUCAAGUAUAAGUAAAAACCAAUUUUUUGAAAACUGUUUUAAGACCA